Ruditapes philippinarum (Manila clam) is the source of this 418-nucleotide messenger RNA. Its product is annotated as calaxin-like. Gene Ontology annotation, molecular function: calcium ion binding. Lineage: Eukaryota; Metazoa; Mollusca; Bivalvia; Venerida; Veneridae. The record is from RefSeq and is a predicted model, not a curated record. The coding region runs from base 38 to 418 and encodes 126 amino acids. The transcript has 5 exons.
AACACGAUUUUAGAAUAUACUUUACCAGCACUUUAAUAUGACAGAUGAUGUUUUAAUGGAUAAAGUGUUUCGAGCAUUUGAUGUUGACAAUGAUGGUUAUAUAAGUGAUGAUGAAUGGGUCAUUGGAAUGUCAAUCUUCUUAAAGGGAACCAUUGAUGAACAAUCCAAGUUUUGUUUUUCUGUUUACUCAACACGAGGUGAAGAUGGUUAUAUCUCAAGAGAAGAAAUGUUCCUCAUGCUGAAAAAUUGUCUUGUUCAAGACAUAGACCAUGAUGGUAAGGUGUCUGUAGAAGAUUACAAACAAGCCGUCAGACAAGAAACACUACUCAUUGAAGCUUUGGGACCAUGUCUUCCCAUCCCUAGGUGUAAGGAUACAUUUUUGGAGUUGAUAGCAGACGACAAACACAAGCACAAGUGA